AUGAGCCUAACCCUUCCACUAAGGCACACCUCAUAUUCAUAUUUCACAUCAUAUAAGAUAACAUAACCUAUAAUCCAUGGAUUCAAAAAAAGUGUCAAACACGAAUAUUGUUGUGAAGAAGACCAAGGGUCGACAAAAGAUCGAGCUGAAAAGGAUAACCAACGAGCGGAACCUUCAGGUGACAUUCUCAAAGCGCCGCAAUGGGAUUUUUAAGAAAGCAAGCGAGCUUGCAACUCUUUGCGGCGUGGACCUUGCUGUCAUAAUUUUUUCUCCUGGUCAGAGGGUUUUCUCUUUUGGCACCCCCAGUGUGGACUCUGUCAUCCAACGCUAUAUGGGCCAGGCUCCACCUCCCCUCCUUAACUUGGACCUCAAUGAGGCCCACCUCAACGCAGACGAGCGUGAGCUCCACGCACACCUUGGAUACCUAUCCAACCAGUUUAUUGCAGAGAAGAAACGUGAAAAGGAACUCAAUCGUUUGUUGAAGACCGCGGAGAAUAACUAUUGGUGGGCCACACCAGUUGAUAACAUGAACAAAACCCAACUUGAGAAGUUCAAGACUGCGUUGCUGGAUUUGAAGACAAAUAUUAAUCUGAAAAAACAGAAGCUCCUCAAUGAGAGCACUUAUAACUGUCCGUGUUUUUUUGCUGCAAGUGCAGGCUCGUCUUCUAAUGUUAAUGACAUUGGGACUGUGCAUCCACCACCAUUGUUGAGGAACCGUGUGAUUGAUGAUAGCGUCACGUGCCACCAUCAAUUUAACAACAUGGACAAAGAUGGAGAGGGAGAAGGACAUGGACCUACUUUUAGGUUCUUUUGAUUGUCUUAGAAGAGAUCCUUUGUCGAAGAUGCCAUAUUAAAUUGUAAGUUUUUGUUGUUUAAUUUUCAUUCAAAGUGAGCACUGGCUUAAUUGGUCUCAUGUGUGCGGCAUGGUUAGGAUUGAUUAACUGGGGGUUCAAGUUUUUGUUGUUUUGAGUAAUCUUCAUCUUAUGAUGGUGAAUUUUUGUUUUCUUUAGGUUGUUACUGUGUUUUGUUAUUGGGGAUUAUAGCGUUGCAUGUAGUUCUAUAUCUGUUUGAAUAAAAAGGCAUCUUAUUUAUUUAUA
This is a messenger RNA of Cajanus cajan (pigeon pea), 1097 nucleotides long. Its product is annotated as agamous-like MADS-box protein AGL62. Lineage: Eukaryota; Viridiplantae; Streptophyta; Magnoliopsida; Fabales; Fabaceae. Gene Ontology annotation, molecular function: DNA-binding transcription factor activity, RNA polymerase II-specific; protein dimerization activity; RNA polymerase II cis-regulatory region sequence-specific DNA binding. The record is from RefSeq and is a predicted model, not a curated record. Gene Ontology annotation, biological process: positive regulation of transcription by RNA polymerase II.